CCCACUUUUGUCUCACUCUCACUCAAAUCAUUCCCCUUAAUUGAUCACGUUUCUUAAAGAAAAAGUGUGUAAAAACCUCCUUCCAAAUGAUAACCUCUUCCCUUAUCUUGCUCCUCCUCCUUCAGUCGACAUUUUUUGUGGCGGGCGAUGUCCCCUGCGGAUUAACGUUUGUCAGCUGGACGUCGGAAAGUGACCCGCCUUCCAACGCGGUCGACGCGGGCGAAUCGGGCAGUGGUUUCAUCGCCCGUUUCCGGGUAUCGCCGGGUAACGUGUGGACGGGCGGGAGGUUGACCGCGGCGAACGAAGCGGUUUCCGUUUACAACAAUGUGGUCGAGAACAACAAUGCUUUCGAGGUUUUAACAAACCCGUCAAACUGUUCGAUCCGGUGGGGCGGUUCGAUUAACAAAUUUACCGUGAAGUUUGACACGACCAGUUUUGUGGGGAGGUAUUGCAGCCCGAUGUGUCUCGCGGGGAAGGUGGAUGAGGCGAUGAGAAUUAACUACGUCAACGACAACUUACAAGCCGUCACUAGAACGACCAAUGUCAUGACGUUGGAAGCUUUCACCUCCGGGUUCACCAUUUCUAUGAACGAGUUCAAAAUGGACGCGAACAACGGGGCCAACAAAGUAGAAUUUUUGGGGUUGGACGUCAUCAAUAACAAUUCUCCCGCCACUGUCAAGCAGUCCGUCACCCAUAAGAAAAAAUUGAAACAAACCCUUGAAGUUGAAUAUGGCGGAGCGGAAGGUUUCGGAGCAGCCUUUAGCAAACUAAACUUUGCCCCGCAGCUGAGUUUUAGGGGGUCGGGAGGUCCCGUGAUUGACAUGAGUCAGUCCUUGGUAGGGAAAAAUCCCAGCAAAACGACCACCACGGAGGAAUCUGAGGUCAACAUGGAGCGAGAGGUUGAACUUGGUCCAUUCAACGCGGUCCAUAUUUGUUCGACCUUGUCCGUCGCGGAAAACUUUGAGGCGACCUACACCAGCAAGGCGGUCGCCAGUGGGGUCGGACUAUCAGCGGAAGAGGUCCAGAGCUACCUCGUCAGUGUGGGUGACAGGUCCUGGUCGAUCCAGGAUGGGCGAGUGGUGAAAACCAUGUCGGGCGUUAUUAAGGGCACUGCCGGCCUGAGCGGGCAGUACACCGUCGUUCCGACAGAUGACCCCUACGGCUGCACCCUAAUUGAGGCGCUGAUAAGGCAAAAUCAGAAACUGGAGGGACAAAGGGCCACAAAUGCCACGGCGGGACGACUCAUGCAGGAAAAUUUUUACAAGUUGAAAUCCAUGCUGAAAUUUUUGUAAUGAAAUUGGCAUCAAAUUUGGGGGGAAUAAAUUAAGAAAUUGUAU
Molecule: messenger RNA, 1337 nt
Organism: Folsomia candida
Lineage: Eukaryota; Metazoa; Arthropoda; Collembola; Entomobryomorpha; Isotomidae
Exons: 5
Coding region: 87-1292 (401 amino acids)
Source: RefSeq, a predicted model, not a curated record